AUGGAGAAUUUGGUUAGACAAGUAGACCAUUUAGAUACUGAAAUUAAUGUGGCUAAAGGUAGUAUUGUUCAAGGUGUAACUCCUACAGAACAGGAACUCAACCUGUUAUUUGCAAAAAUUACUCGACGGGCUCUUCUCAAUCAUGAACUUGAACAAGUUCGGGCAGAACGUAACAGUCUUCGUGAUCGUCUUAAUCAACAUCAAUGA
Messenger RNA from Rotaria sp. Silwood1, 207 nucleotides. The record is from the annotation of a GenBank genome assembly. NCBI's taxonomy places the organism in Eukaryota, Metazoa, Rotifera, Eurotatoria, Philodinida, Philodinidae.